Molecule: messenger RNA, 863 nt
Organism: Papaver somniferum (opium poppy)
Lineage: Eukaryota; Viridiplantae; Streptophyta; Magnoliopsida; Ranunculales; Papaveraceae
Product: 39S ribosomal protein L47, mitochondrial-like
Exons: 4
Coding region: 165-608 (147 amino acids)
Biological process (GO): mitochondrial translation
Cellular component (GO): mitochondrial ribosome; mitochondrial large ribosomal subunit
Molecular function (GO): structural constituent of ribosome
Source: RefSeq, a predicted model, not a curated record
GAAAGGGAUCAUUUUCUUGGUUCCCAAUUCUAGGGUCUGCUUGAUUCACUGUUCUUCUUUUGCUGGAUCAAUCAGCCAGACUGUUUGAGCUGACCUAAAACCACUGAAACAAACCCUAAUUUCUGUCCAAAGGCUUAAAUCAGAGAAGGGUUUUGUUGUUGAGAAUGUUCUUGACAAAGAUAUUUAAUAGGGCACUCUAUCUGGGUACUCGAUCAAAUGGUUCAUUCUAUUCAACUACCGCUGCUGCAGCUACUGCAACUUCAGCUAAGACAUCACACAAUCCUUUAGAAGAGUUUUUUGAGGUUACUAGAAGUCAAGAAGAGGACAAACCAAACACUUACGGUCGAAGUUGGAAGGCAUCUGAAUUGCGUCUUAAGUCUUGGGAUGAUCUUCAAAAGCUAUGGUAUGUGCUUUUGAAAGAGAAGAACAUGCUUAUGACACAACGCCAAAUGCUCAACGCACAGAACCUACGAUUUCCCAACCCAGAGCGUAUCCCUAAGGUAAGGAAGUCAAUGUGUCGAAUCAAACAUGUGCUUACUGAGAGAGCAAUUGAAGAAGCUGAUCCAAGAAGGUCCGCAGAGAUGAAGAGGAUGAUAAAUGCAUUGUGAUAAUUCCAAGUCCGGUUUCCUCCAUCUCGUCGUCAAGAGUUUUUCUAUUUCGUAGUGACUUGGCAUGUAACAUGCAGACGGCAAUAAGUUGUUCCCUUUUGUAGGUUAUAUCGUAGAAGUUGCAGAUUACCAGUUAGGAUACAAAAGAAAAAAAUGGUAUUUGGUUUUUGUUGAUAAUUCUGUUGCAACAUAAAGGCAGUUGGUUGUCUGGUUUUCCUGGUAAAGAAAUGAGUUAUAUUUUUGCCUGCUGUAGAA